CUUUCACUCGAUGUUCGAUUCGUUCAAUAAAACAAGAAAAUUCCGGGAGUAGCAAGCGAAAAACUUUAACCAAAAUUCAAGCUAAAUUCCAAGUGAAAAUGGUAUCCAAAACGUCUUGUGUAACCGCCGGAGUCAUUCAUCUGAUUGGCGCCGCUUUCUUUGUGCCCCAGCCGCAGGACCAAUGCUCGUCGGCGCCUAAAUUGGGCAGCCUUUUGUUUCUCUUGGCCGCGUUGCUGUUUCUGGGCCACGCGCAGGUGAUUCCCAGACGUUACAUGCUAAUGGCACCGGGAAUCAUUAGCUUUGUGGAGCUGAUGUUCACCGUCUUCGUCCAGGAGUGGCUGAUGCACGUCCUGUGGUGCGGCAUGGAGCGCUUCGUGCAUCGGAUGGCGCGAAUCUUUUGCCAGAACUGCCUGUGGUGUGAAUAUGGUGUGGAGACUCUCGCCACCCUCCUCAUGGGCCUCUCAGCGUUGUAUGUAGUCAUCGAGGUCGUGUGCCCUGCGAAGGUAAAGGCUGCUGUGGAAAAGACCUUUGGCAGGGCCUUGGAUCAGCUGCACAUUAACCGAGGCAGUGGCUCGUUCGUUGAGAAGAUCAAGGAUUUUAGGUGCUAUGUCAGGGGUGCCAUAUUCUUCUUCCGCCUCACGAGGGAGCAAAGGAUGCUCAGCGUUCGCGUGUUUGAGGUGCAAGUGGAGCGCAGGAAGCGAGGAUUUGUGGAGGCAAGGCACGAACAGCAAGAUAACUACCAGGAAAUAGCUGCGGAGAAAGAGGAGGAACCUGCAGAGAUGCAUGCCCCACUGGAGAGCCAAAAACAGGGAGAAGCUGCAGAGGCUCAAGAAUCAUCUUCAGAGAUCCAGGAACCAUCCUCAUCGACCCAGAACCUGCAUCGCGAUAUAGAUAUCGAGAGUCCAAAGCCUCCUCUAGCGUUCCUGAGAGAAGAAGGACCUUCAGAGAUCCUCAACAACGAAGAAGACCCAGCCCCCGAGAGCCAAGACGAGCCACCUUUUGAGUUUUAAGAGCAACGAACUUGCUCCAGAGGGAUCCUUCCUUCAGAGAACCUUCCCAGAAAAGGAGCCACAAUUGUAAACCACAAAAUUGUUUAUUAUUUAUACAAAUUUAUGCCACAACAUCUGCUGUUGUUGCCCCAAAAA
Messenger RNA from Drosophila obscura, 1145 nucleotides. RefSeq lists its product as uncharacterized. Lineage: Eukaryota; Metazoa; Arthropoda; Insecta; Diptera; Drosophilidae. The transcript has a single exon. The coding region runs from base 99 to 1010 and encodes 303 amino acids. The record is from RefSeq and is a predicted model, not a curated record.